Cajanus cajan (pigeon pea) is the source of this 2414-nucleotide messenger RNA. RefSeq lists its product as uncharacterized. Gene Ontology annotation, molecular function: protein kinase activity; ATP binding. The record is from RefSeq and is a predicted model, not a curated record. Gene Ontology annotation, biological process: protein phosphorylation. Lineage: Eukaryota; Viridiplantae; Streptophyta; Magnoliopsida; Fabales; Fabaceae.
CUCAUCUCCUCUGCGAGAGAAGCACUAUUACAAACUACCACAUUCAAUGUCUUAGACAAAGUUUAGAAACAAAGUGACCAUUGACCAUUUGUCCUACAACCCAAAGCCAAAGUUAGAAUUUUUGAAACAAAAGCUCACAUGGGGGCCUCUCUUUCGUCUUAGUUUUGGAGAAUUUUCACUCCAAAUUUGGAAAUGAAUUUCCUUAAUCUUUUCCUUCCUCUGUGUCUAUUGGUUUUGGUUGCAUUUUCCAUUCCACAGAUGGUUCAUGGAAAUGCAGAGCUAAGAGCUCUCAUGGACUUGAAAUCCUCUCUGGACCCAGAAGACAAGUUCCUUGGCUCAUGGACCCGUGAUGGUGAUCCAUGCAGUGGUUCAUUCUUGGGGGUUGAGUGCAACGAGCACAACAAAGUGGCUAAUAUAUCAUUGCCAGGAAGGGGUCUUUCUGGUCGUGUCUCUCCAGCUGUGGCUGAACUCAAAUGUUUGUCAGGUUUAUUCUUGCAUUACAACAAUCUCUCUGGAGACAUACCCAGAGAGAUUGCAAAUCUUAAAGAAUUGUUGGAUCUCUAUCUCAAUUUUAAUAAUCUAUCUGGAACCAUUCCUCCUGGUAUUGGGAACAUGACUAGCCUCCAAGUGCUGCAGUUAGGCUAUAACCAGUUAGAGGGGAACAUACCUGAGCAACUGGGUUUGUUGAAGCAGCUUAAUGCUGUUGCUUUGCAGCACAACAAAUUAACUGGUCAAAUUCCUCUCAGCUUGGGUAACUUGGAGAAGCUAAGGAGGCUAAAUUUGAGCUACAACAAAUUCAAUGGCAUCAUCCCUGCAACACUAGCUGAUAUUGCCAACUUGGAAGUUCUAGAUGUGCGAAACAAUUCUCUUUUGGGGACUGUUCCUUCUGCAUUGAAGAGAUUAAAAGAAGGGUUCCAAGGUGCAAACAACCGAGAUCUUUGUGGAGAGGGGUUUUCUAAUUUGAAAGCUUGUAACAAAGAUAAAACAUUUGACGUUAGUCAGAUUAGUGCCCCAAAUAUAUCCAUAAACAGAAAUCAUCCAAUAACUUUCCCGAAGCCUGAAAAUACGUUGCAUUGUAACCAGACCCUUUGCUCAAAAUCAAGAGGGUUUCUUCAUGUUAUCAUUGCAGCAAGUGUUACAACCACUACUAUCACAUUGAUUGGUUUUGGAACUUUCAUAUUUGUCAUAUAUCGCCGUCAAAGGCAGAGGGUUAGGAACACAUCAGAUUAUUCUGAAGGCCAACUUAGUCCUUACCAAUACCAGCCUAAAGAGUUCUACAGAAGUUCGUCUCCACUUGUUAAUCUUGAGUAUUUGUAUAAUGAUUGGGAUUCACUUGAUGGUCAAAAUGCCAGUGGAUUAUCCCAUGAAUAUUUGAACCGUUUUAGAUUUAAUAUUGAUGAGAUUGAAUCAGCAACACAGCACCUUUCUGAGUCCAGCUUAUUGGGUAAGAGCAAAUUCUCCGCAGUUUAUAAAGGAGUUCUCAGAGAUGGUUCUCUUGUGGCUAUUAGAAGCAUUAGUGUGACUUACUGCAAAACCGAGGAAGUUGAAUUUCUGAAGGGCUUGACCCUAUUAACCUCACUGAGACAUGAAAACAUUGUUAAGAUGAAAGGUUUCUGUUUCUCAAGAAGUAGAGGUGAGUGGUUUUUUGUCUAUGACUUUGCCACCAAAGGUAAUCUGUCACAAUAUCUGGACAAAGAAGAUGGAAGUGACCAUGUACUUGAAUGGUCCAAGAGGGUUUCUAUCAUCAGGGGUAUUGCAAAAGGUAUUUGUUAUCUGCACAACAAUGAAGCAAGCAAGCCUACAAUAGUACACCAAAAUAUUUCAGUUGAAAAGGUUAUUCUUGACCAUGAAUUUAACCCCUUGAUCAUGGAUGCUGGCCUCCCCAAGCUUCUUGCGAAUGAUGUUGUUUUCUCAGCUCUUAAAGCGAGUGCUGCCAUGGGAUACCUGGCUCCUGAAUAUAUCACUACUGGACGCUUCACAGAGAAGAGUGACAUAUAUGCAUUUGGGGUUAUUGUUCUUCAACUUCUAUCUGGAAAGACAUUGAUAGGGGGUUCAAUCCGGGUGGCAGUUGAAUCUUUCAGAUUUGAAGAUUUUGUUGACUCAAAUCUGAAGGGAGAUUAUUCAAAAUCCGAAGCUGCAAUUCUUUCAAAGCUUGCAAUUCUGUGCACCCAUGAAGUGCCAGAGCAAAGGCCAACCAUGGUGGAGGUGAUUCAGGAGUUGACCAUGUUUCCUGCUCAUUCUUCAUGAUCUACCACUUUCUAUGUGAAUAAUGAGACUUUUGAACAUUUCCUAACAUCUCGGCUCAUCCUUGUCUUGCUCUUUGCGUAGUUGUAACAUGUAACUUAUCCAUUGACAAAUAAUUGUAAAUCUAAAUCUAAGUGAAAUCCUGUUUUGUUUAUUCUAUUUCUACACGA